ACAUUAUUUUUGUCACAAUACGAUUUUAACUUGGAAUUAUAGGCUUCAUUUGUCAUACCUUCCUUUCUUAAUCACGAGCCUUUUUCUAUACAUUAAGAUCCCUCUCUUCCCCAAUAUUUGUCACUCUCUCAAAACUUUUCUGCUGAAAUUUCAAGAGCAAGAAACAUGGCAAAUAUUGGUUCAUACUUUUCAAUAGCAGCUAUCUUCAUUUUUGCCCUGUUUACAACUUCCCCAAGCUUGUGCUUAGCGGUUAGAAAAUUCCCCAGCUCUGAAACAGAUACAAAGUUCAUCAAAACUUGGUGUGAUGCGACAACCUACCCUGACUUGUGUUUCGUCACCUUUUCUAGCUAUGCAGCUGAAAUCCAAGACAGUCCCAAAACAUUAACCACCAAGUCCCUCUUCGUCGCGCUUAACUCAACACGUUUGGCUUCCAAGAACCUUACCGACAUCUCCAAAACACAGGGUUUAAAGCCUAUAGAGACUGAGGCUCUCCAGGAUUGUGUGGAAGAAAUAGGUGAUUCGAUUGAUGAACUCAAAAGGUCUAUCGUUGAAAUGGAUGAGACUGCAGGCAAAAGCUUUGCUUUCCGCAUGAGUGAUAUUCAAACAUGGGUGAGUGCAGCUUUGACUGAUGAAGAUACCUGCAUGGAUGGCUUCUCUGAGACCGCCACUGAUGGAGAUGUCAAAGCUAAUAUGAGGACUUUAAUUGAGAAAGUUGCACACUUGACAAGCAUUUCCUUGGCUUUUGUCAACCACUAUGCUGGUGCCAAUAAAUAACCUAAACACGUAUGUACCAAUUCGGUUCCUAUGCAAUUGUACGUCUGGCUUGUAAGUAAUCAUAUUUUUCAGAUUUGGGUUCUGUUUUUUGAUGAUUUCACAAGCAAUUUAACGUUUGAUUGCUUGGUUUAGAUUGGCACUGCUUCGAAUAAGUAUGAAAGUGGUGUCAAGAUGUAAAAUAUGUAACUACAAUAAGUCUUAUAUUCAAACAACAUAUAAACAGAGACAAAUGCCAUAAUUUAAAGAUUUUGAGGUUAUUCCAA
This is a messenger RNA of Gossypium raimondii (Peruvian cotton), 1037 nucleotides long. Its product is annotated as 21 kDa protein. The transcript has a single exon. NCBI's taxonomy places the organism in Eukaryota, Viridiplantae, Streptophyta, Magnoliopsida, Malvales, Malvaceae. Bases 166 to 774 code for a protein of 202 amino acids. The record is from RefSeq and is a predicted model, not a curated record. Gene Ontology annotation, biological process: negative regulation of catalytic activity. Gene Ontology annotation, molecular function: enzyme inhibitor activity.